This is a messenger RNA of Trifolium pratense (red clover), 1525 nucleotides long. Its product is annotated as D-amino-acid transaminase, chloroplastic. Bases 106 to 1272 code for a protein of 388 amino acids. The transcript is spliced from 6 exons. Gene Ontology annotation, molecular function: catalytic activity. NCBI's taxonomy places the organism in Eukaryota, Viridiplantae, Streptophyta, Magnoliopsida, Fabales, Fabaceae. The record is from RefSeq and is a predicted model, not a curated record. Gene Ontology annotation, biological process: carboxylic acid metabolic process.
UAAUCAUAGUUAGAUAAGGGGUUAUUUAUUUAUUUAUGUAGUUAAUUAAGAGUGAACACUGUUCUCCGAGCAUUGAUCAAUCCAUCAUCAAACAAACAACUACUGAUGAUGGCGUGUCUCCGGUUGAUUCCACCACAAUCACAAAAUCUAAAUUCCAUUCAUUUCAUUCAUCAUCAUCACCGCUUUUCAUAUCAACAACAUCGCCUCAGUUAUCCCGUCACUAAAACCAAUGCUCUCACUAAUUCUGAUUUACUUGAUUCUGAUCAAACUCGAGUAUUUGUUGAUGCUGUUCCUCUUUUAUCUUGCUCUCAGGCCUAUGAAAGGCUGAAAACAUUCAGAGAAAAGAUAAAUGGAAAGCAGCAAUACCUUGCCAUGUAUUCUAGUAUUUUUGGUGGGAUAACAACUGAUCCAGCAGCUAUGGUUAUUCCUAUGGAUGACCACAUGGUGCAUAGGGGCCAUGGUGUCUUUGAUACUGCAGCAAUAAUGGACGGGUACUUAUACGAGCUAGAUCAACACCUAGAUCGCUUUUUAAAUUCGGCCUCAAGGUCUAAAAUAGAUCCUCCAUUUGAUCGAGAAAUUAUACGAAGAAUUCUCAUACAAACUGUGAGUGCUUCCAAAUGUAGAAAAGGAUCACUAAGAUACUGGCUAUCAGCAGGACCUGGUGAUUUUCAGCUCUCUCCCUCUGGCUGUCACCAGUCAGGGCUUUAUGCAAUUGUAAUACAGGACCUGUCACCGGCAGCGGCUUCAGAUAAGUCCAAGGGAGUUAAAGUCAUUACAUCAUCUAUUCCGAUAAAACAUCCCAUGUUUGCAAUCACCAAGAGUGUGAAUUACCUUCCAAAUGUGCUCUCAAAGAUGGAGGCGGAUGAAGCUGGUGCUUUUGCAGGCAUUUGGCUUGACGAUGAAGGUUUUGUUGCUGAAGGGCCUAAUAUGAAUGUGGCUUUUGUCACCAAAGAGAAGGAACUUAUAAUGCCUCACUUCGACAAAAUUCUAAGUGGAUGUACAGCUAAGAGAGUUUUAGCCCUUGCUGAGAGUUUGUUGAAGCAGGGUGAGCUUCAGGGGAUAAGGAUGAAAAAUGUAACCGUCGAAGAAGGGAAGAAAGCAGAUGAAAUGAUGCUUAUUGGCAGUGGAGUUUUGGUUUGCCCUGUAGUGCAGUGGGAUGACCAGGUUAUUGGAGAUGGCAAAGAAGGCCAUAUAACACAAGCUCUCUUAAAUCUAAUUGUCGAUGACAUGAAAUCAAGUCCACCUACCGUUCGCACACCUGUUCCGUAUUGACUCAACUUUAUUUCCUUAGUGUAAAGUGAUGUGAAGUAACUUUACUGCUCAUUGGUUUGUAAAGUAUGGAAUGUUGUAAGAAUAUGUAUACGAGGGAUCUUAGUGUUGUUUGGUGGUUCAAAAAUAAGUUUAAACCAAUUUCUUUGGAAGUCAAAUUAGUCGUUGUUUCGCCACGUUAAGGUUACUGCUUUGUGACAAAUACCUCAAACUAGACAAAUCAUUUCAUGUAUAAUAUUUUAGACUUAUUUUCACA